Molecule: messenger RNA, 981 nt
Organism: Centrocercus urophasianus (Greater sage-grouse)
Lineage: Eukaryota; Metazoa; Chordata; Aves; Galliformes; Phasianidae
Product: glutamate decarboxylase 1
Exons: 10
Coding region: 28-981 (317 amino acids)
Biological process (GO): GABA biosynthetic process
Cellular component (GO): cytoplasm; presynaptic active zone
Molecular function (GO): glutamate decarboxylase activity; pyridoxal phosphate binding
Source: RefSeq, a predicted model, not a curated record
UAUUUCCCUGAAGUCAAAACCAAAGGCAUGGCUGCAGUCCCUAAACUGGUUCUCUUUACCUCAGAACAUAGUCACUACUCAAUAAAGAAAGCUGGAGCUGCACUUGGAUUUGGAACAGACAAUGUAAUUUUGAUAAAGUGCAAUGAAAGAGGCAAAAUAAUACCAGCUGAUUUGGAAGCAAAAAUUUUGGAAGCAAAACAAAAGGGAUACAUUCCUCUCUUCGUAAAUGCAACUGCGGGCACAACAGUUUACGGAGCCUUUGAUCCAAUACAGGAGAUUGCAGAUAUAUGUGAAAAAUACAACCUCUGGCUCCAUGUAGAUGCUGCUUGGGGAGGUGGACUCUUAAUGUCCCGAAAGCAUCGUCAUAAGCUGAAUGGAAUAGAAAGAGCUAAUUCAGUCACUUGGAAUCCACACAAGAUGAUGGGAGUAUUGCUGCAGUGUUCUGCCAUUCUGGUCCGGGAGAAGGGUAUACUUCAAGGCUGCAAUCAAAUGUGUGCAGGAUAUCUUUUCCAGCAAGACAAACAAUAUGACGUAUCCUAUGACACCGGAGAUAAGGCAAUACAGUGUGGUCGACAUGUGGACAUUUUCAAAUUCUGGUUGAUGUGGAAGGCAAAGGGUACAGUGGGAUUUGAAAAUCAGAUCAACAAAUGCCUGGAACUGGCAGAAUACCUCUAUACUAAAAUAAAAAACAGAGAAGAAUUUGAGAUGGUCUUUGAAGGAGAGCACACGAAUGUAUGUUUUUGGUAUAUUCCACCAAGUCUCAGAGGUAUGCCAGACUGUGAUGAGAGACGAGAAAAGCUGCACAAGGUGGCACCGAAAAUCAAAGCCCUGAUGAUGGAGUCGGGUACUACCAUGGUUGGAUAUCAGCCUCAGGGCGAUAAGGUCAACUUCUUCCGAAUGGUCAUCUCAAACCCAGCAGCAACUAAGUCUGACAUAGACUUCCUCCUUGAGGAAAUAGAGAGAUUGGGGCAGGAGCUGUAG